UUGAACCGUUAUUCCACCCUACAAUCGGAAACCUUGCAGUUUUUUCCGGUGAUCGUUACAUUGAAUGUCAACCGGAACCGGGAUACAGUCAACGCACCGCCGUCGUGCAGCGGAGUUAAUAUACGUAACACACUACUCAGGCCUGGAAACCCCAAAGAAUUGUGAAUACAAUGUAAAUUAUCAUUUUCUAAGAAAAGGGUUCAAGUGUUGGAGCGUAGCAGGGUUUGCAUUUGUUCUUGUUUUGCUAGUUUUAUUAUACAUGGCAACUGCUGAGAGUCAUGAGACACUCAUAUUGAGGGACUACAACUACAAGCCCCAUCACCCCAUGAGACUGCUUCACUCUUCCAUGCCCAUCAACAAAUACUCUGUUGAAGAAAAAAUUUGGAUGAAACCAAACAUCAGCAAUGACUAUCACCAAUGCAUUGCCAGACCACGGAACCGAAUAAAGACGGGUUCGAAUGGGUAUAUUCUUGUUCAUGCCAAUGGUGGAUUGAAUCAGAUGAGAACCGGGAUAUGUGACAUGGUUGCUAUUGCCAAGAUCAUGAAUGCUACCCUUGUUUUUCCUUCUCUUGAUCAUCAAUCCUUUUGGACCGACCCAAGUGAUUUUAAGGACAUUUUCGACUGGAGGCAUUUCAUGGAUGUGUUAAAAGAUGACAUUGAGAUCGUAGAGUUUUUACCGCCAGAAUUUGCUAGAAAAAAGCCAUAUCUCAAAGCUCCUGUUUCGUGGUCAAAGGCUAGUUACUAUAGAGGGGAGAUGUCUUUAUUGUUGAAGAAGCACAAAGUAAUUCAGUUUACACAUACUGAUUCAAGACUUGUCAACAAUGGACUUGCGAGCUCUUUACAAAAGCUUAGGUGUCGAGCCAAUUAUGCGGCCCUUCAGUACUCUCACGAGAUUCAACAGCUCGGGAAAAAGCUGGUUCAACGUCUUAGGAGCAAAGGGGAGUCUUAUAUUGCUCUCCAUUUGAGAUAUGAGAAAGACAUGCUUGCAUUCACAGGAUGCAGCCAUAGUUUACGAGAAGAUGAAGCAGAGGAGCUAAGAGUCAUGAGAUACGGUAUAAAGCAUUGGAAAGAAAAGGAAAUAAACAGCAAAGAGAGGAGACAGAACGGGGGAUGCCCCAUGUCCCCUCGAGAAGCUGCUUUCUUCCUUAAAGCCAUGGGGUACCCUCCAACCACCCAAAUUUACAUAGUCGCCGGUGAAAUAUAUGGAAAUACGAGCAUGGACGCCUUUCACAAGGACUACUCAAAUGUGUUUUCUCAUACCACACUUAUGACUCGAGAGGAACUAGACUUGUUUAAGCGGUAUCAAAAUCGUCUCGCUGCAGUUGAUCAUAUCGUUGCCCUUGAGAGUGAUGUAUUUGUUUACACGUAUGAUGGGAAUAUGGCAAAGGUUGUCCAAGGGCAUAGGAAGUUUGAAGGCUUCCGUAAGACCAUCAGCCCCGAUAGGCGAAAGUUUGUUAAACUGAUAGAUAUGUUGGACAAUGGAGUGAUAACGUGGGACACAUUUAGUUCCCGAGUGAAGGCCAUUCAUAAGGAUCGGGUGGGUGCACCAUUUGAGAGGAAGGUCGGAGAGUCUCCUAGAGUAGAAGAGAAUUUCUAUGCGAACCCAUUUCCGGGGUGCAUUUGCACUGGCAAACAGCCAUCCAAGAGUUUUCUCACAUAAAUAGGCGUAUUUAAAUGCUUAGUUGUAUAGCACACAUACACAGUCUUGCUUGACAUGACACUACACGACACGCCAUGAAGUUUUAGUUUUUAUUUUUGUAAUGGUAUAAGGUCAAUGAUUUUAGAAAAUGAGGAAACCGAGCGAUUGCUUAAA
Messenger RNA from Helianthus annuus (common sunflower), 1813 nucleotides. Its product is annotated as O-fucosyltransferase 19. Bases 65 to 1660 code for a protein of 531 amino acids. The record is from RefSeq and is a predicted model, not a curated record. Gene Ontology annotation, cellular component: cytoplasm. The transcript has 8 exons. Lineage: Eukaryota; Viridiplantae; Streptophyta; Magnoliopsida; Asterales; Asteraceae.